GAACAUGGCUGCUAUCUCGUUGAAGUUGAACAGUCAGACAGUAAGAACUAUAUUAAGCUCAGCCGUGGCCAACCCUCUUACCAUCACAUUUAACCUUUACAAAUCUCUUGGUUAUAGUGAAUGUGACCUAAUACCUGUGAGUGGUCUAAUUGCUCCACAAAUGGCCAACAGCGUGAUGCCCAUGAUGGGUUUGAGUGAGAAACCGAUUAUCCUGCGUCUGGGCUAUCCUGGUCGAAAAAAGACGGUCAAAAUACAGCCGUAUGUUGUAAAAGAUUCCGCACUUGACAGUGUCAUUGGAGUGCAGCUCAUAAGUGAAUUUAACUUUGGAGAAAAUUCGGCGACCGUAUGCGGCAUUAAGACUCCAUUAUUACCAAUAGAGAAGUCGAACCACUGUGUCCUGCCUGGUUUUGAGGUGGUGAAAUCUAAAAAUAUCUAUUCGAGAGAUGAUGAAGGAUAUGUCAUCGUGAAUGUAGAUGGAGCUUGCUUAGGCAAUGGACAGGAAAACGCAAAAGCUGGAGUUGGUGUAUUUUGGACAGACAACCACCCAAUGAAUGUAAGCAGGCCAGCAUCUAAGGCCACCAACAAUAUUGCAGAAAUCGAGUCAAUGUCGAUUGCAAUCAAAGCUGCAUAUAAUGAUGAAAUAUCUAAACUACAAAUACGAAGCGAUUCUAAAUAUGUUAUAAAUUGCUUGACCAACUGGAUUCCAAAUAUUUGGAUCAAUAAUGGCUGGAGAGAUGUCCGGGGGAACCAAGUUAAGAAUCGAGGUCUACUCGAGGAGUUGUACGAACUGUACAAUAACAGAUUAGAGGACAUUAAGCUCAAAUUUGUCAAGGGCCACAGUUCGGACUACGGAAACAACAUGGCCGACAAACUAGCUAAGGAUGGCGCCAAGCGAUUUUGCAACAUUUGAGCUCAAAUAAACUGGCUCAAAAGUAGUGGUCACUUCGGUUUACAGCUGAUUUGCUAAAUGUUCUAUUUAGCUGAAAACAGGGAAUUGUAAAGAUUAACUUGAAGGCAAAAAAUUGAUCUAUAUCUUGAACAGUGAUAAUUUAUAAAUUUCCAAGAAAAUUUUUUCUGUUUCAGAAGUGCAAUUGAAAAUUUGUGUUGCAAUAAUAGCUUUAUUUUA
Messenger RNA from Symsagittifera roscoffensis, 1126 nucleotides. RefSeq names its product ribonuclease H1-like. Lineage: Eukaryota; Metazoa; Xenacoelomorpha; Acoela; Convolutidae. Gene Ontology annotation, molecular function: RNA-DNA hybrid ribonuclease activity; nucleic acid binding. Gene Ontology annotation, biological process: DNA replication, removal of RNA primer. The coding region runs from base 5 to 910 and encodes 301 amino acids. The record is from RefSeq and is a predicted model, not a curated record. The transcript has 2 exons.